Cylindrotheca closterium is the source of this 2226-nucleotide messenger RNA. The record is from the annotation of a GenBank genome assembly. NCBI's taxonomy places the organism in Eukaryota, Bacillariophyta, Bacillariophyceae, Bacillariales, Bacillariaceae.
AUGACAUUCUCAGCGUUGCCAUUCUGGUCAAAGGACGAAAUCGAAGAACGAGAUGAUGGAUAUAUCCUUUUGAAGGACGAGUGGAACUCGGGAGAGGAUCAGCCUUUGCUCCUUCACUCCACUGGGGUUGUUUUAAGAUUCCUCUACCCUGGGAUGGAUUUAAAUGCCGUUCUUACCGAGGAGGGUAACAUGGGCUCAGCGGAACCACUGUCGAAAGUGAAAUCAGGCAGUGAAUCGUCACUAGUUGAAAUGGGUAACCAAAAAGCGAAAACCCACGCAAAAAUGAAGAGGAACGCUGAUCUUGAGCCAGACUAUGAGGCGUAUCAGAGCAUGGAUAGAGUAAUAGAUUUGAGCAGCCGUCUUCAAUCAGCCAUUGUCGAUAUUCAGCGAUGUAGGCACAGGUCCGAAGCCAGUAAUGAGAAAUCAAGCAGAGAGACGGAAUUCGACGACUUCGAGCAGGAACACGAUUCUUCAGUAGUUUCUCAGAAUGAGGCGAGUGAAGCUAGGGCGUUUGGGAGACAGAAAAACCGAGAUGAGAUCAAAACGAUUCAGCUGGUGCGGACUUUGAACUCAGUCAGGGCGUUGUUUCCUCAUCUCAUCCCCAUUUUGAAUCACCCGAGACGAAACGAUAAAAAGUUGAUAAUUCAUGAUGUGAAGUGGAAACAAAGGAAGAGGAAAGCCAUGUGUUGGAUCCUUGGAAAGCGUGUCUUCGAUACAACGACAGUUAAUUGGUGCAAAACGGCGCGCCGGGAUAUUACGGCAGUAUUGAAGGGAUAUAUUGAUGUGUCAUUGGCAGAGACAAUUGUGUGUGAUCCGCUAGGCUCUUUCGAAUUUUGGAAAACUCACUGGCUAAUGGAAGUAAAGAAAAGGAUAGCUCCAAAAAUCAUGAGCCCCCUCGAUGUACUAUCCGAGAACAAAAAUAGCGAUGAGAUUAUGAGGAUUGCUCGAGAGCUUGAUCAAGAACUCUUCAGCACGGAUACAAGCAAGCGAACGCUCGAAACGCAGCGAAGGUAUCGUCAGUGCAUUGACAAUCUUCGCGACCACAUUUUAAAGUUGCUGAGGAAAAGAUACGCGAAAGCAAGGCUAAGCCUCUAUGGGAGUUGUUUGUCGAAUCUCUCUCUUGGAGUAGGUUCUGACGUUGACUUAUCGUUGUGGAUCCCAAUCCAAGAUGUACCCAAGAAGGAGCGAAAGGAGAUGGCCAAACAUGUGUACAAGGUAUUCCACCUUCUAAACAAUAGAGAUGGCUUCGAGGGGAUGCAACCAAUAACCCGAGCCCGGGUGCCUGUUGUGAAGGGUACCAAACUCAAAGCUGGCAACCCGUACACUCCCGAUGGAUCAAUAGACUUUGACAUCUGUUUUCUGAAUGAUAUUGCUGUUGCCAAUAGCAAUCUCUUGCGGGAAUAUAGCCUAAUGGAUUCGAGAGUUCGCGAUUUUAUGCUCCAGGUGAAACGGUUUUGCCGGUAUCAUGCGAUUAAUUCGUCACCCUCUGGGACAAUAUCUAGCUAUGCUUGGAAUGUGAUGUGCAUUUUUUAUCUUCAAUGUAUCCUGUUCAUUCCCAAUCUACAAGAUCGCAAAUUGAUGGAAAAAGUGAGCAAAAAGCCAAAUCCAAAAGGCAACUAUUGGCACAGAGUCGAUGAUCUCGACACUUUUUACCUGAAGUGGAGUGAUGCAGAAGGGGUCUGGAAACGCCCCCCAAUGUACAGUAUGACACCAGUCUCACUUCUGCUCUAUGGCUUCUUUGAGUUUUACAGUGUCAGGUUCCCAGGAGCUUUUUUUGGUAUUUCAAUUCGUCAUGGCGGCUUGAGCUUGUCAAAAUUGAGUGGGAAGGUGUCAAGCUUUCUGUCCAUCGAAGAUCCCUUUGAAGUGUACGACUCUUGGAAGCCACAUGAUUUAGGGUCACAUGCGUCCAUUAAUGGUGCGGACAAGAUUUUUCUUUGCCUGGAAGGUGGUGAAAGGUACCUUAGAGAGCUUCUCCUCGGGAUGACAACCGAUCCUGAUAUUCCUUGGAAGCUACCGGACGAAGGAGAGGUUCAAGAUGUAGAAAAUACACCAGCCUUAGGCAGACCAAAGAGAGACAGAAGGGCAACUAGAGUGCCAAAGUCGCAAGAGAAAGAUGCCCCGAAUGGGAAUGCAGCACCAUCCAAAACAAGGAGCCAGAGAGAAUUGAAAAAGGUGCAACACACCAAAACGAGGAUGUGCGCAGCUCCUGCAGGGAUUCAUCGAUAA